AGUUCGGUUGCCCGUGCUAAGAAAAACGUGCUCAGCAAUAAGUUGCUUUUUGUGCGAAUUUAACCCAAAAAGCUCGCGACGCAGCAGGUCCAGAACUACUUGACUGGAACCAAUUCGAAAGAUUUGGUCCGUCCAUCUUCAAGUGGUCUUUGUGUGCGUUGAAGGCUUGAACCUUCGCAGCCUAGUUAGCUUAGCAUAGCCUGCGAACAAAGAACAACGUGAACAUCAAGUUGGAACCACAUAGUGUGCAAAAAUGCGUGCAAGAAGGACGCCAGCCGCAAAGUUGGAGGCGGAACUUUGUGGCACAAAAGCUCAGCGACGACAUGAACUCUCGACUGCUUGCAAGAUGCAAGUAAAAGUUGUUCUUCGCAGACUAGCAGGUUCCAGCAAAUAUCUUGGUCCUGACGCUGAACAGCUAAAGAGCGAAGUACAACUUCCAAUCAAAAAGGAGGAGGUAGAGCUGCCAUACAUUAAAGAGGAGGACGAUAUCACCAUGUCAAGUGGUGACCCCUUGAAUAGCGAGGAUGGUCCAAGUGAGGCCAGCAGAGGGACGGAGCCUCCAAGCAGCAGCUCAACAGAAGGAUCGCAAGCACACAUUUUCAUCGCAGAUAGAAAUGGCGCCACGUCACACUCACCUUACAAAGAUGAUGGUCAUAAAAAAUCUCACCAUGACAACAAACUCUGCAAACCCUCUCAGUGUGGGAAAACCUUUGUUAAUAACUUAAGUUGUCGUAUGCAUAUAAUGAGCCACACUAGUGAAAAUCCUAUUGUCUGCUCAAUUUGUGGUCAAAAAUUCACUCAGAAGAGCCACACAGACAGACACAAAAGAACCCACAAUGGUAAAAAACCUUUUUCCUGCUCUGUUUGUGGUCAAGGAUUCGCUCGUUUAGACACCUUAAAAACACACACAAGAACCCACACUGGCGAAAAACCUUUUUCCGGCUCAGAUUGUAGUCAAGGAUUCGCUCGUUUCGACACCUUAAAAACACACACAAAAUCCCACACUGGUGAAAAACCUUUUUCCUGCUCAGUUUGUGGAAAAAGAUUCACUCAGAAGAGCGCCUUAAACACACACACAAGAACCCACACUGGUGAAAAACCUUUUUCCUGCUCAGUUUGUGGAAAAAGAUUCACUCAGAAGAGUGCCUUAAACACACACACAAGAACCCACAAUGGUGAAAAACCUUUUUCCUGCUCAGAUUGUGGUCAAGAAUUCGCUCGUGUAGACACCUUAAAAAACCACAAAAGAACCCACACUGGUGAAAAACCUUUUUCCUGCUCAGAUUGUGGUCAAGGAUUCGCUCGUUUAGACGCCUUAAAAAAACACACAAGAUCCUACACUGGUGAAAAACCUUUUUCUUGCUCAGUUUGUGGAAAAAGUUUCACUCAGAAGAGCGCCUUAAACACACACACAAGAACCCACACUGGUGAAAAACCUUUUUCCUGCUCAGUUUGUGGAAAAAGAUUCACUCAGAAGAGCGCCUUAAACACACACACAAGAACCCACACUGGCGAAAAACCUUUUUCCUGCUCAUUUUGUGGUCAAGGAUUCAAUGAAAAGAGUGUCUUAAAAGUACACACAAGAACCCACACUGGUGAAAAACCUUUUUCCUGCUCAGUUUGUGGUCAAGGAUUCGCUCGUUUAGACACCUUAAAAACACACACAAGAACCCACACUGGUGAAAAACCUUUUACUUGCUCAGUUUGUGGAAAAACAUUCACUCAGAGGAGCACCUUAAGCACACACACAAGAACCCACACUGGCGAAAAACCUUUUUCCUGCUCAGUUUGUGAUGAAGGAUUCGGUCAUAGGAGUGCCUUAAAAGUACACACAAGAACCCACACUGGCGAAAACCCUUUUUCCUGCUCAGUUUGUGGUCAAGGAUUCACUCAAAUUCCCCUUUUAAAACGACACACAAGAACGCACACUGGUGAAAAACCUUUUUCCUGUUCAGUUUGUGGUCAAAAAUUCGCUCGCAAAGAUCGGAUUAAGAGACACGUUUGUAUUGGGGUGAGAAGCAGUGGCCAAUGACUGUUUUGCCAGUCAUCCAUGCUGCCUUCAUCAAAUUGUGCCUUCAUCAAUUGUUGUAUGUAGAGUUUCCUCAAAUCUUGUUGAGGAUUGGCAGUAUGUGUGCCUUACAUGUGCUUUGUCCAAUCCUUGUUUGAUGUGGAUCCGCAGUAUUGCCAAAAGUAUUGGCUCACCUGAAUUAACUCUCAAGUUGAGUGGUAUUAUUUAUAUAGUACGCUCCCUCUUUCAAACUACACUUUUCACAGUUAAAAUUUGAAACAUUAGACCCCAAAUUACAAAACAUUUUUUAAAUCGUUCUUCAAUAACAUAAUUACACAGAUAUGGAAAAUUAUGAUUGGCUCUCAAGUAUUAGGUUUUUUUUUAGGGAUGGGGCGAUGAUUAUAAAUAUACUGUUUAAAAAGUUACUAUUACUAUUAUUAUAUGACAGUGACAUAUUACGGCAGAAUAUUGGGGCCAAAUAAAGGGAGCACUUUAUAUACAUGUACCUUAGCUGGGAGCUCCGACAAAGCAUCAGGAAAAUC
Molecule: messenger RNA, 2550 nt
Organism: Corythoichthys intestinalis (scribbled pipefish)
Lineage: Eukaryota; Metazoa; Chordata; Actinopteri; Syngnathiformes; Syngnathidae
Product: oocyte zinc finger protein XlCOF6-like
Exons: 2
Coding region: 254-2032 (592 amino acids)
Biological process (GO): regulation of transcription by RNA polymerase II
Molecular function (GO): DNA-binding transcription factor activity, RNA polymerase II-specific; RNA polymerase II cis-regulatory region sequence-specific DNA binding
Source: RefSeq, a predicted model, not a curated record